AUGAAACACCAAAUUAAAAGAGUUGGAAUAACCUGGGCUGGGUGUGAUGUUGGUCAGGAGUUUAAUUUUUUUGCCUUUGUCUUAGCAGCUAAUCAACUGCUAAACAACAGUAACCACGACGAUGAUGAGGAUGAGGAAGAGGAGGAGGAGGACGAAGAUGAAGGCAUGGAAGAAUUGCGGCCAGGGACCUCUCAAAGUGCGCCCAGAAAGGUCAAGCCCUUGACGAGACGGGAAACCCCCAAGCAGCCAAAGAUCAUCCCAGUGGUGAAGAAGGACAAAGCCACCCAGCGUGGACAUGCCUUGAAAAAAAGCCUUGAGAGACGCUGCUCAGAUUGUACGAGGACCCUUCAUUCCGCCGGCAGAGGGCGCCAGAGGAGUGAAGCCAACGCCGCUCGGGAGAAGCCGUUCCAGUGUAGCGACUGCGGGAAAUGCUUCAUCUGGAGCUCCCACCUCGAGCGCCACCGCCGGAUGCACACGGGAGAGAAGCCCUUCAAAUGCCUCAACUGCGGGGAAGCCUACAGCCAGAACUUCCACCUCUUGCAGCACAGCUGUGCCCAGCUGAUCGAAAAGCCCUUCAAGUGCCCUGAGUGCGGGAAACGCUUUGCCCAGAGCUCGGCCCUGGAGAACCAUCAGAAAGGCCAUACGGCAGAGAAGCCCCAUAAGUGCUUGGACUGUGGGAAAUGCUUCAUCUGGGCUUCCCACCUGGAGAGGCACCGGCGGGUCCAUACCGGAGAGAGGCCUUUCAAGUGCCCUGAAUGUGGAGAGUCCUACAGCCAGAGUGCCCAUUUGGCCAAGCACCGGCGUAACCACAUGGGCGAGCGCCCUUACAACUGCCCUGCCUGCUGGAGAAGCUUCGCUCAGAUCGCUGAGCUGGAGGAACACAAGAAGACCCAUCUGGGCUGCGAGGACUGUGGCAAGGUCUACCGGAGUCGGCAGACCCUGAUGCGGCACCAGCGGGGACACCACCGCGAGCGCACCCAUCUCUGUGAAGAGUGUGGGAAAGGCUUUGUGUGGGCCUCCCAUCUAGAGCGCCACCGUCGGGUGCAUACUGGGGAGCGCCCGUUCCCUUGCCCCAUCUGCGGGGAGAAGUUUGCCCAGAAGGUCCACCUCCUUCACCACAACAAGACUCACUCUCACACCCGACCCUACAAAUGUGGGGACUGCGACAAAUGCUUCGGGGACAGCUCUGCUUUCCUAGCUCAUCAGCGGGGUCACGCCAUGGAGAAGAACCACAAGUGCCAGUAUUGCUCCAAAAGCUUUGCCUGGAGCUCCCACUUGGAAAGGCAUCAGCGCAUCCACACGGGGGAGAAACCCUACAAGUGCCCCGAUUGCCCCGAGCACUUUAGCCAGACUUCCCAGCUCUUCAAGCAUCAGCGCUGUCACCUAGGCAAGAGGCCCUACAAGUGCAGUGAAUGUGGGCGCAGCUUCAGCACCACCCUGGAAGUCCUCAUCCACCAGCGGACCCACUUUGGGACCAAGCCCUUCCGUUGCUCCAGCUGUGGGAAGGGGUUCACCCGCCGAGCCAACCUGCUCAAGCAUCAACGGUGCCAUGCUAAGGAGUCCCCUAAGGAGCAUUUAAUUGAAUUGAAAUGUGAAGGCAACGGGUUCUCCGAUAUUUAACGGUUGAGAAUCCCGGCAAGAGGAGGCCAUUGCCGAUGUUCUGGGGUUGUGGAGACUCCAGUCCUUGUUCAGCUCUUAACAACAGGACCCGAUGCUAUGGACGUGGUGGGAGAGAAGGACGCUUUAGGAAAUGUCUAGGACAAUGGGAAGGCCACAGAAAAGUCUUGGUGAAGAGGUAUGGCUGUCACCAGCAUACGAAAGAAGAUCUGCCAAGAAGACCAAUAAUAGCCAUGUCCAUCGGUGAUGAGGAUCCUGAUUUAGAGUCCACGCGGAUGACUUUAUUUCACAUUUAGUCGAUACUGUACAUAUCAAUGUACCCCAAGAAUGGGGGGGAAAAGCUUUAUUUACUGUUCAUCUUUACGUUCGGUAGCCUUUCCUCAGAUAGACCAAUUCUCCCCCCCCUCACAAUCCUUUUUUUGGGGGGGGAAACUCUGGAUAAUGAAGCUUUAACAAAUUCUGAGGGCUGACCUCCAGACCUUAAUAUGCCUGACUGAGACUUUACUAAAUGGUGUGGAAAUCUGCAUGGGGGCCUGAAAACAAGCAUUUUUAAGCCUCUUGAAUGUGGAGGGGAAAAAAAAAGCUUUAUUGACUAAAGAACCUAAACACCUGAGGCUUUGUGCUGGGCAAUUGUAUUUUAGUGACUACCAUAAUUAGAUGGUACAGUAGAACCUGAAUAUCUAGAGACUAUCUUAAUAUCAAAC
Thamnophis sirtalis is the source of this 2321-nucleotide messenger RNA. NCBI's taxonomy places the organism in Eukaryota, Metazoa, Chordata, Lepidosauria, Squamata, Natricidae. The record is from RefSeq and is a predicted model, not a curated record.